Messenger RNA from Myripristis murdjan (pinecone soldierfish), 4476 nucleotides. It is a transcript of the gene fbxl17, whose product is annotated as F-box and leucine-rich repeat protein 17. NCBI's taxonomy places the organism in Eukaryota, Metazoa, Chordata, Actinopteri, Holocentriformes, Holocentridae. The record is from RefSeq and is a predicted model, not a curated record. Gene Ontology annotation, cellular component: cytoplasm. The transcript has 11 exons. Bases 234 to 2213 code for a protein of 659 amino acids. Gene Ontology annotation, molecular function: protein binding.
GCCCUCGUCGGCUUCCUUCGCUCUGCCCCUCGGUGCGGAAGUGUUGUCUUCCAGAGGUUCCACUGUUUGGAUAACACAAACGCUAGUCUCAGUUGCAGUUUUCUGGCGUUCACGUUUCUCCAGGCGGGACUUGUCAGCGCCCCACUUGACCGCGAAGCGUAGCAGUAUUAUGUGAGCGCCGUUCAGAGGGGUGGGGGAGCACCGUUUGAACUGAGUUUCAUUGAGUCAUCUAUAUGGGCCAUCUUCUCUCGAAAAAUGGUUACCGCCUGAAGAAGAGGACGCGCAAGCUGCAUCACAGGAAGAAGAAGAAGAGGAACUGCUUCCUGCAGGGGCCGUGCAUGCUGUGCUUCAUCGUCCACGGCAACAGCAGCGGCCUUGACGACGACAGCGACCAAUUGGAGACCGGUGUCAACAGCAGCGGACGUUGUCAUAACAACAGCACCACUGGAAUCAGUGUUUCUGGCGUGGGGGGAGUUGGCAUUGGAGCAGCAGCUGCCUCAAAGCUCGCCGGGCGAUACGCAGCGCUCGCAUCUCCUGAGGAGUGCUCCAAGUUCCUGCUGUCACCACGAGAGCUGGCUAUCUGGGAGGGCCAGGGGAGGAGCCUGUUGUCAGCUGUUCCUGCCAAACUGAUCCCACCGCCGGCACUGUUUAGAACUGCUGGGGUGUCUGUGACUGUGCCCAUACCUGUGCCUGUGCCUGGCUGCACCAGCGACUACACUGAGAUGGUGUGUAAGAGGAAGUGUUCAGAGGUGCAGAGGUGCACCCCCUGUAAGCAGCCACGCUGUGCCUUCGCUGCCCCCGAGGGAGGCCUGGAGAAUGGAGGAGUGGGUGGAGGAGGGGGAGAGGCCUCUGCUAACACCGAAACAGGCCACUGCCACCUGCCCAUCUGCCCGCUCCCCUCCUCGUCUUCUUCUUCUUCCUCCUCUUCCUCCUCCUGCUCGCCCGCCGAUGGCUGUUGUGGGUUGGGUCUCCAUGGCGAUUCACCCCAGAGUUCAGGCUCAUCCCCCUGCUGCCUGCAUCACCAUGACGACGGCCAGGGGAGGGGCUCUGAUGCUGGCGAUAUCUUAAGUAUCAACCAUCUGCCUUCCUCAAUCCUUCUCAAGGUGCUCUCCCACUUGACAGUGAAGGAGCGCUGUCUGUGUGCCUCUCUGGUGUGUAAGUACUGGAGGGACCUCUGCUUAGACUUCCAGUUCUGGAAACAAAUCGACCUCAGUGGCCUGCAACAAGUAAACGACGAUCUCCUGGUGAAAAUAGCGUCUCGGAGGCAGAAUGUGACAGAGAUAAACAUCUCAGACUGCCGGGGGGUCCAGGACCACGGGGUUUGCUCCCUGGCGUCACAUUGUCCAGGCUUGCAGAAAUACACAGCGUACCGCUGCAAGCAGCUUGGUGACUUGUCCUUGUGUGCCCUGGCUACACACUGCCCCCUGCUGGUGAAGGUGCAUGUUGGCAACCAGGACAAACUGACGGAUGAGGCUUUGAAAAAGCUGGGAGAGCACUGCAGUGAGCUGAAGGACGUUCACUUGGGUCAGUGCUACAGCAUCACUGAUGAGGGCAUGGUGGCCCUGGCCAGAGGAUGCCCCAAACUGCAGAGACUCUACAUGCAAGAGAACAAACUGGUGACUGAUCGGUCAGUGCGAGCAGUUGCAGAGCAUUGUCCUGAGUUGCAGUUUGUUGGCUUCAUGGGAUGCCCUGUCACUUCCCAGGGGGUCAUCCAUCUUACUGGGCUCCGUAACCUGAGUAUCCUGGAUCUGCGGCACAUCUCUGAGUUGAACAAUGAGACAGUGAUGGAGGUGGUGAGGAAAUGUCGCAACCUCAGCUCCCUCAACCUCUGCCUCAACUGGAGCAUCAACGACAGGUGUGUGGAGAUAAUUGCCAAGGAGGGAAGGAGUCUAAAGGAGCUCUAUCUUGUAUCUUGUAAAAUCACAGACCACGCUCUGAUAGCCAUAGGCCAGUACAGUAGCACCAUAGAGACAGUGGAUGCCGGCUGGUGUAAGGACAUCACAGACCAGGGAGCCACACAGAUUGCUCAGAGCAGCAAGUCCCUCCGCUACCUGGGCCUCAUGAGAUGUGACAAGGUGAACGAGGAGACGGUGGAGAGGCUGGUGGUGCAGUAUCCCCACAUAGUAUUCAGCACAGUGAUGCAGGACUGCAAGAGAACCCUGGAGAGAGCUUAUCAGCUGGGCUGGAGCCCCAACACAUCGAACACCUCGUAGCUACUGCCGGAUCACACACACACACACACACACACACACACAGAUGCACACGUACACACACACAUACACACACACACUAACACGCAUACACACAGAGAGACAGGGGUGCACACAGACCCACUCACACAAUAUUUGCAGCCCAAUCAUGACACUCACAUGCAUGUAAACAUACAUCUACACACACGCACACGCACACACACACCCACACAGCUCCUUCAACUGAUUUAUUUGAAAUCUGUCUCGUGGCGUUUACUGUCUCUUUUAGCGGACAUGUAGUCUAUUUUCAUUUUAAUAAUUUAGUUCAUAUGUGGGCCUUCUGUUAUUUUAGAUUUGAGUGAUAAUUCAUACAUUUAGCAUCACAGGGUGGUCACGGUCCCUACCCUGAAUGAAUUAAUCUUCAUCAUGAGAAGGCUGGGCUUUGUCUCAGAAUACACCCUACAACACCCACACAGCAUACUUGAUUUGACCAGAGCCUUGUAUGACUAGCCAACUUGUUUUGCUCCAAAAGCAGUGCACUAACGGGUGUUAUUUGAUAUCAACUGAGGGUGAGUGCUACUCAGCGAAUAGAGUAUUGGGCCUUAAACACUAAACCCCUCCAACAUCAUCUUGGAUGGGGUGGGCUGGGGGGUGGAGUUGCGUGGGACGGAGGGGUCAUCUGACCUAGAACCAGUGAGAAAGAGCCAAAUAAAAGCACCAUCACCUCACCGGCAUUCAGUGAUGGUGGGACCAGCACUGGGACCAGAUGAAACAAAACAACAAAAAAAAAGGUGUUGAUACCCCAAAAUGGAACUAUUGUUCUAGAGCACUGCUCCCAUGUCAGCCCACUGAAGUGUCUACGUCCUCCAAACUAAACUCAGCUGCUGCGGUGAGAUCGCACAAGACAGACAAAGCGGGCUGCAGAUCAGGAAACAACGUUUCUGUGACUCCAGCCUGGGAAACAACUAAGCCAACAGGUGUGCAAGACCUCACUUCAGGCAUUUUGACGAAUCUGCAAUGUUUCUUUUAUUGUGUUGGAGCAUUUUUUUUCCUCCUUUGGAUAUUCAGUACAGUGUUACAGACAUUUGUGGACUGAUAGAUAUUAUGUUGCGCAGAUCUGGGUGAGACGUGUUGACUCUAGGCUCCAUGUGAAGGACAGAGCUGUGAACUCAGACUUAAUAUGCACAUUAUCAUGGUACAGUAGAAAGAUUCAGGCUAGAAUUAGUCAAUCCCUUAAUAAAUGCAUUCGAGGAAAAUGGCAUUGUUUUCAUCCCCCUCAAAAAAGUGCAUGUUUACAUUAAGAUACUCACCUUUUUUCAGCAGGAGGGAUUGUCUGCACAUGAAAUUGAAAUCAGCAUUUGUAUGGCUUGGGAACAGUGCUAUUUUUUUGAUGCCUUGCAUGGAUUGAGGGUUGAUGAAGCAUCACCUUGAAUAUUUCAGAAGUAAACUAAACAGUGCUUGAAAUAGAAGUUGCCUUUACCUAAAGACCCUGGGUCAGAUUAUCAGAGUAUUAACCACAACCACCUUGAAGAUAGAGAAGAGAAAGUGAUGCCUUAUGUGGUUAGUAGAUAAUUGCCAUCCAGUCAACCAUACAAAAUGGACCCAGAUUUCACUUAAGAAUAGUUUAUCUGCUCUGAGUUAAUCAGAAUCCAUACUCACAUUAUUUGAUCCAUUAUAUAUAUAAAUAUAUAUAUAAAUACUGUGUGGGAUUUUACUUAGCCUAAUAUUGGUUUUGAGCAUAUACUUAUAACAUUAGUUAUGUAGCGAUGCAUUGAGGGAUUAUCUUUCUUAGUGAUGUAGGAUGUAAAAAAAAAAAAACUGGCUUGAGCAUAUAACAAGGGCCAGUAGGACAUGGUAGGUGAGAGCUUAUCAUUUUUCAUCUGUUCCAUAGGAACUGAGUAGUGUACAGUACAUUAUGCAAAUAACCAGGGUAUUUUUAUAUAGUGUGAACCAGCUCUGGGCUCAGCCAACACACAAACGGUCACACAGAUACAAACAGUAGUUUGCUGAUCUUAGGGUUUGAGUAGAACUGUAAUCUUUUACAGUACAUAGAGAUUUCAGACAAUUAAAAACAUAUUCCUUUUACCCUUGUCAGGAUUUGUAGGCUUCCCUGAUGGAGAGUUUCUCUCUCGCUGUUAUUUUUUUUCUCCUUUUUCUGUUCUUUUGUAAUCCCCCCAUGCACUUUCUUCUCUGCUUGAUGUUGACACACUUGAUCCCUGAUUUGUUAAGGCAACCGUAAAUGACUGGAUUUACAUAAAGAUGAAUAAAACACUACUACUUAAAGCGU